AUGGCCAAUGAGAAAGCCAAGGAAGGAGUCAACACUGAGGACAAUGAUCAUAUUAAUAUUAAUGAUCAUAUUAAGUCUGUGGGGCAGGAUGGUUCUGUGGUGCAGUUUAAGAUUAAGAGGCAUAUACCACUUAGUAAACUCAUGCAGGCUAUUUUGGAAAUGGAAGAUGAAGACGCAGUUGAUGUGUUCCAGCAACAGACACGAGGUGUCCACUGA
Messenger RNA from Jaculus jaculus (lesser Egyptian jerboa), 216 nucleotides. RefSeq names its product small ubiquitin-related modifier 2-like. The transcript is spliced from 2 exons. Gene Ontology annotation, biological process: protein sumoylation. Gene Ontology annotation, molecular function: protein tag activity; ubiquitin-like protein ligase binding. The record is from RefSeq and is a predicted model, not a curated record. Lineage: Eukaryota; Metazoa; Chordata; Mammalia; Rodentia; Dipodidae. Gene Ontology annotation, cellular component: nucleus. Bases 1 to 216 code for a protein of 71 amino acids.